UAGACCUGGACAAAAAUUCCAAGAUUAGACCACAUAUUUAAACUUUCAGACAGCCAGAAGCAGAAGCCCGAAUUGAAUGGAGAACAGCCACCGCCAUCAGCACCGCGGCAGCGGCAGCAAAUGGAUAGCGGCGGUGGCGAGCAUACGGAUACAGUGCAGCUGCGGAGCAUCGUACGCCUUCGGAAUCUACUCACCAAUCCUAAAAUCAAGGCAAGGCUACGAUCAAGCCACUUUGGACACCGUGUCAGUGUUCAAGGACAUCGGGGCCAACGUCGGGAUCAUCUCCGGAUUCCUUUAUUCCGCCGUGGUACCCGACCGGAGAGGGAGAGGACAAGGACGGAGCUGGUUACGGCAGCCCUGGGUGGUGAUCCUGGCGGGCGUAAUCCAAUGCUUUUUGGGCUACAUCAUGAUGUGGGCUUCGGUGACCGGAAUCAUUGACCGGCCGGGGGUGGGAUUGAUGUGUUUGUUCAUGUUCUUAGCAGCUCACGCUCAGACUUUCUUCAACACCGCUAACGUCGUAACCGCUGUUCAUAACUUCCAGGAUUACAGUGGGACCAUUGUUGGUAUCACGAAGCGACAUCUCCUCAUCUCCGGCAAAUAAAAGCGUCCAGCGAUACCAUCGAUAAAAGUCUCCGGCGACAUCUCAUCAGCAAACAAAUCCCUUCUUCGCAGGCGGCAUCUCCAACUCCGACAAAGACCCAAUUUCGGAGUCUGCUUUUUGUUUGUGAGCUGUGCCCGCCAUUGUGGAUGCGUUUGCUUAUGCAGCCUCAGAAGCUUGUUUGACGGCCUAAGCACAAUCUCAUUCCCGUUCCUACAAUAGCAUUUCCAACAAGGGUGAAGACUCCUUAAGUAUUUCCAGAGGUAUGAUCUCUUGUUAGUUUUUUUUUCCCUCCCUUUUCCUUUGAAAAAUUGUCUAGAAUUACUGGUGUAGAUUCUUGAAGUUCCAUUUGAAUGAAUUUUUGUGGGUUGCUUUUGUUUUAGUUUGUUCUUACCUGAUUAGGGUUAAAUCUGAUUUGAUUGAUGCUAAUGAAUUAAUUUGGCUGCUGAGUUUUGGGGGUUUUAGACCAUUUGUAAAAGUUUUAGUGAAUUCAUUGAGUUUGUGAAGCCACGGGCUGA
Molecule: messenger RNA, 1116 nt
Organism: Coffea eugenioides
Lineage: Eukaryota; Viridiplantae; Streptophyta; Magnoliopsida; Gentianales; Rubiaceae
Exons: 3
Coding region: 77-601 (174 amino acids)
Cellular component (GO): membrane
Source: RefSeq, a predicted model, not a curated record